This is a messenger RNA of Effrenium voratum, 4801 nucleotides long. The record is from the annotation of a GenBank genome assembly. NCBI's taxonomy places the organism in Eukaryota, Dinophyceae, Suessiales, Symbiodiniaceae.
GGAAGGGCUGUUUUGGGGCAUGCAGAUGUGUCCUGAACAAGCUCAAAUGGCUGUGGCUCCGUUGCAACGAAGCCAUGGCUUCGCGGGAAGAUGAUGAAGAAGCUCAUGAAGAAAGCAGAGAAGUCUCGGUGUUUGGCCGGGGGACUGGUCGCGACAGGUCGUACCAGCAGCUGUGUUUGCUGGCUGCUGUCGGGCGUGCUGCCCGCGCGAGAUCACGAUUGAAGAAAGCCAACGAGCAAAGAGCGCACGCCUUGGUGGAGUUCACGGAAUCUAUCAACAUGGUGAAAGCGGCGCGAGCUCCUAGAUUGAAAGUUGUAGCCCGUGGCGGCCUGGUAGUGCUGAAGCAGGGCAAGGGCGACCGGUCUCGCUAUGUCUUGACUUUCCAGGAGAUGCUGCGCAUGGCCUUCGCAAAGCGACGUUGUCGCAACGCUGCUGCUGAUGCGUACGCGGUGUCACAACGCACAGUUCGCCGAGUUCUUGCAGUUACAGCCCAUUGCAUUUUGGAGACCCAGAUGAGCCAGAUGAAAGAGUUCGAGCGGUAUGUGCUGUCCCACACGCCGGACUUCGCUGCCGCAGUGGUGAUGUGGGACGAGACGAGUGAGAAGCUGUCACUCAACGCGGUGCAUGGCACUGCCCGGUGCCAGCAGGCUUCCACUUGGCAGGUUUUGGUAUCUCGUGUGCAUCUAACUCUCGGGUGGAUCAAUGGUGUGAAGCUAUACCGUGAGUUCGUGACACCUCCAGUUCCGUUGACAAGCAACAGCAGCGACAACGUGCAUGCUGGCCUGUUCUGCCACCCCUUUACCAAGUGUUUGCUGGAUGCUGUUCGCAGCAUCUUGCUGGCUGCUCGGAAGCGCGCCGUUGUUCACGAAGUUGACGGCCACCUGGCGAACGAGCGCUUGCACUUUCACCGGUACGCGCUUGAAAAGGAGCGGAGGGCUUCGAGCCCAUCUGAAGCAAAACCAGUGCUCACAGACAUCAUGUUGUGCCAGAAUCACCAGACCAAUCUGGUGAUGACUGCUACUGUUGCCAAUGUUGUGCCAUCUGCUGACUCUGGCGGGAAGAUGCUGCCCAACCUAUACUGCACUACGCUUUUUCUGCGCAUGGGUGGGCACUUUGUCCGGCUUUUAGCUUCGUUACAGUACCUGAUCGAGUCGGAGUCCUUCUUUGAGUGGAGACCGUGGUCUUGCGAGCCGCAGCCCGCCGGACACGAGUACCGGGCAGAGCUGGCCGCGUAUCUCAUUGACAACUUGCGGCAUGGCGAUCGGCAGAUGUCCGCGUCAGAUCCAGGCCCGAAGACUUCAGCGUGGCGCCAGUCAGCUGAGAACAUCAAGGCUGCGUUCAACACUGUGUUGAACGGCCCUUCCUGGGAGCGCCAUCGGCUGUGCCACAUUUGCAUUGGUCGCUGUUGCAGAGACCGCAAGGAGGCGGAAGGCAAGGUUGUUUGGGCGUGCGUGCGGGUCUUGAUGCGCAAGAUGCCAGUUGUUCCCUUAGUUUCAGAUUGGACAAAGCUGAUGCCGAACAUUGAUUUUUUCCUAUCAACUGAUCAUCAAGGACUCCUGUCUUCGUUGCUGGCGCAAGCCUCUUGGGCAUUCAAAUUUCCUCAGAAGGAACCAUCUAUGGGGGAAGACGGUGGUGAUGGCGAUUCGGGCAAGGUGGAUUGGCACGCCCUCGCUGGCAGGCGAUUCAGGCGAUGCCGCCAGAUGAUGGAGUCAACUGACGAGCGCUGGCGGCGGUCAAUGCUUGCAGUGAUCCUCGAGCCGCUUCGACACUGUCAUUCCACUUUUUUGAAGCACGCGCAUAGCGCUGCCGAUGAUGAGAGCUGGCCUCUUUUGUUUGACGAGCUCUGGCCAAGCAAAAGCAAGUCUGUGGGAGCGCAGCAGUAUCUUUCCACGCUUCUGGCUGGAAGUGGGUCCCGCUUGCGUUUGAUCUGGCAAGUUCUAGGACACCAGAGCAUGGAGCAGUGGAUGUGCCAGCGGCCGGAGCAAGCAAAGGAAGUGCGCUCGCUGAUGCUCAUGGUAUGUAUGCUGACUCAGCGACGCUAUGAAGCAACUGUGAAUCGGUGGCCUUGGAAGUUAUUCGCUUUGGCAGAUCCCCGCCGGUCGGACCACGAAGAAAUGUUCAAAGCCUUCUUCUCCUUGCCCCCAUGUUGUUUGCCGGCCGGCUUUGCUCGUGAGAUUCGGGAAGAUGCUAGUGAGGAAACCUUUUUGGCAGAACUUUUGCAUUGGCGAUGGUUCUUUGUGAGCACAGCCAUGCUUUUGAAGUUGAGCGUUGCCCAUGUGGAAAGGCGGCAUGCAGUGCACAAACGCAACGCCAAUCCGCAGAUGCCUUGGGAGAUGUUCAGUGCCGACAGCAUCCUGUCUGAAGCGACGUAUGUAGCAGGCUCCCUGGACCGCAUGCGUAAGGAGAGGGCUCAGCGGCAGGCCGGCUGCCAGGCUUUGAGCGGCAACCAGCGCCAGUCAAGGUGUGAUGCCCUGGCGCUGACAGACAUCGCGCCUGUUGCCAACCCAGUACCCAGCGGGAGCAGCCCACUGGCAAGCAUUGGCGUUGCGGCUGUUGCUAGCCCAGUGCCAAGCGGGAGUGCUGCGCCGCAGCGUGCAAGAUUACGUGCGCAGAACCCCUUCGAACUCUUCAAGUGGGAGUGGUUGCAAACUCAAAAAAAGAUGGGGAAGCAGUGGAACCCUGCCUCAAAGGAGUUUUACGCAGCCGUUCGAAAGGAUUUCGGGGAACUUUCACCGGAGAAGCUGGAGGCGCUUGGACAGGCAGCCUCGGCCAGCAAAGUUCGUGCAGCAUGCGUGCGACGCCAACUCAAGCUUCAGGCAGCAGCAGCUGUCCCGCCAGUGGAAAACUUGGCAAGGGCUGGCGGCCUUCAGCAAAUUGGAGACGCACCGACACCGACACCGACACUGAUUCACUUGGUUCAGCCGCCGCCUUGUGUGCCAAACCCCAGCCAGCUUUCCAAUGCCUUGAGUUUGCCCCAGCUGGAAAGCGGUCGACCGCGACCGCCGUACUCCAAGCACAUGGCAUGCUUUAGCUUGAGCGCCCCGUUACUACAGCAGGCUGCAGGACAGGCGCAGCACCUUGAGAAACAGACUUACCCUCUAUCGCGUGACAUCUUAAAGCAGCGAAUGGCUUCCAAGAGCUACAAGUUGAAGGCAGAUUGCGAGGCCUUUGCUGCAAAAGCUGCUCACAUUGCCAGCGCCGGGGGUCUUCCGGCUCAAGUUGCGUACCCUGCCAAGUGCGGGGCGCUGUGCAGGUCAAGCACAUCUGCCAGAGUGCUGGGUUUCCACAGCCGGGUUGUCAAGCUUCUGCUGCAGCUCGUGACAGAGCUGUCUCCCGAUCGCAGCUUAUCAUUGGCUCACCGGGCCAACCUGUUGAUUGCCGCUGAAAGCUUUGCCAACACGGACGAUGAGAGCCCCACGAGCGUUGACUUCUUCGUUGUCGCUUGCGCGGCUGGGCGGCAGGCUCAUCACCCUGCGUCUGUGUCACUGGCAGAGCUUUCCCACGUGUCAGGCCCUGCUUUCCCACCUUACGUGCCCCGCAUCCACCAUGCAGGGCCGCUGAUCCUCAAGCAUGCUCGACUUCCGUUUGCCCAGAGUGUCAAGAAAUUGCGACCGCCCCUUGACCAAGCUGACUUUGGGCGGUUGAAGUACUUCAGUGAGGAUGCGUUUGCCGGCAAACUGUGCUCUCCAGGGCAGUUGCCCGGCAUGGAGUGCGUUGCAAAGAUAGGGUUGGUGCCGCUGACCUGGAAGUUUGCGAGUGCCUCUGGCUUCGACUCCUAUGUCAUUACCGGCCUUCACCAGCUGGAGACAGAGUACAUUGCCCAGUGUGAGGAAGAGCAGCUUCCAGUAGCAGACAGUUCUGACGCUGACUCUUCUGGAGCCAGCGAUUUUGAUAUGCUAGCGGACUUGCACACUUCUCGCGUGGCGAAGCCCGCUCGUGCUGCACAGCCUGCGCGGCCGGCAGCAGGGCGCCCGGCAAAGCGGGCCAGGCUCGCCCCUGACACUGGUGGGAAUGAUGCUGACGCGCUCCCAAUUCUGGCCGACGCAGGCAAUCCUUUGCUUGAGUUGCAACAUGCUGCGCAAGGUUCUGAAGGCCCGGCUCACCUCCUGACAGCCGACGAGGCCGUUGACCUUGAGGCAGACUCGAACAUUUCUUCAGCUGAGAGUGUUCCUGGCGAAGAGCCUGCUGUGAAGCCCCCUGCUGGCUGUGCUGACAGUGCUCCGAGCAAUGCAACAGCAGCUGCAGCGAGUGCCAACAAUGAUGACUUUGAUGAUUUGACAUGUUUCCUGGAUGUCAGCAACGAUGACUUUGACGACUUGACAUGUUUCCAGGAUGACGAACCCACCAACACCAACCACCUUCCAAUGGGCGACGUUCAAGCCAGUGCCUCAUCAGGCGCUCAACCAAAACCUUUGCCUAGCAACCAGCCCAACCAGUCCGCCUGUGGCAGUGCUUCUCGGAUCUAUGAUCGUGGUGCGUGGGUUUUUUGGAGCCAUUGUGGCCGGGACGUUGGUCGCCUCCAUGUUCUCGGCGGCUCCAGCUUGAAAGCAACAUGUCGGCUGCACAAAGGUUGCGUUUGCGCAGUUUCCUUGGCAAGCGCUGGCUCCAAGCGAGAGCAGGAUUUGGAGGAUUUGCAUGGGGCAGUGCCAAAUCUAGGCACCAUCGAACAAGAUUUGCUGGCUUGGCUUGAGCAGGGCCUGGACAUGGAUACAGAAGCCCAUGCUCGGUCGGCCAGGCAGCUGAAAGCUGCUAAGCAUCUCAUGAGAGUGCGGCAGAAGUGAUUCGAAUUGAAACAGCUUGG